AUGGCACAAGCGAAAACGGAGCGGGACCAAGAUAUCCUCGCUUUGGCCAAACCUCUCCACGAUGUGCCAUGGUGUGACGAAUACCAAGACAUGAUAUCGGGGAUGCUGUACAAUCCCAACACCCCCCAACUCCUCGAAGCCCGGCACCAGGCCCGUUGCAAAACAUACAAGUACAAUAACAUCGAUCCCAACCAGUUCAAACAAGAGGAAGCGGCCAGCUUGCGCUCGAAGUUACUCGCAGAUCUCCUUGGGCGGGUGGGAAGUGGUUGUGUCAUUGAGCCACCCUUCCGUCCAGAUUAUGGAUGCAAUGUUGUAAUGGGCAGCGAUUGCUUCAUCAACUGGGGACUCACAAUACUCGAUACAAGUCUGGUUAUAAUUGGCGACCGCGUUCAAAUCGGCACCGGUGUAAGCAUCAUUACUGCGGGCCACGAGACAAGUGUACUCUCGCGAAUAAAAUUUGUGGAAUGGGGCAAGGCCAUCCGCAUCGAGGACGACAGCUGGAUCGGCGCCAACGUUGUCAUUCUCCCCGGGGUGACCAUAGGCCGAGGCAGCACAAUCGGAGCUGGAGCAAUCGUCAGCAGAGAUGUGCCGCCGUACUCAGUGGCAGUUGGCAUCCCUGCGCGCGUCGUCAAGACACUACCGUCCGUGGAGGAGGAGCUGGCGGAUCCGGCUAAUAUUUAUCGUAACAUGGCUGACAACACCUUCAAGGCUUAA
Messenger RNA from Diaporthe amygdali, 714 nucleotides. Its product is annotated as nodulation protein l. Gene Ontology annotation, molecular function: acetyltransferase activity. The transcript is spliced from 2 exons. The record is from RefSeq and is a predicted model, not a curated record. Bases 1 to 714 code for a protein of 237 amino acids. Lineage: Eukaryota; Fungi; Ascomycota; Sordariomycetes; Diaporthales; Diaporthaceae.